Messenger RNA from Somion occarium, 1109 nucleotides. The record is from the annotation of a GenBank genome assembly. NCBI's taxonomy places the organism in Eukaryota, Fungi, Basidiomycota, Agaricomycetes, Polyporales, Cerrenaceae.
ACAGGUCUAUGCGUGCCCAUUUGACCUCCCUUCUUCCCUUACAACUAAUCGUUUUUCUUCCCCUCCGUCUCGCCCGAACACUGUUCGUCUUUCCGUCAAAGUGGCUUUACCGACGCAGGAGGCUCGUUCCAGGCUUCAACACGAAGCCGGAAUCUAUAACGGCUUCCCAUCGUAUAUGUGCGAAGAGUACUGCGGAUAUCAUCUGCUUACUCGGAUGAUGCAGAGUCCAGUUCCGAGCGUCAGAGUCGUUCCCAACUUCUAUGGGUACUAUGUGCCAGUCAAGAAGACAAAAUCGUUAGAAAGGGAACAAGGCGGAAAGGAGAGGAUUUUGUGGCCUUGGGAAGGGAGGAGUCCGAUAUUGCUAACGGAGGAUUGUGGAUGGCCGGUUCAUGUACAUAAGCUUGAUGUUGAUGAACGCAAGGAGCUUUACUCCCUUCUUACACGUCUCCAUGUUGAGUCCUACGUAUACAAUUCUGUACAACGUAUCCGAACAUUUGAUUCCGAAACCGAAGACGAUGAACUUGAAAACUCUUCUCUGCCUCGUCCUAUGACCCUGUCCAAAUUCCUUAUUCAACCUGGCCCCUUGGCGUUUCAUCCCAAGGACCGGACAUAUCAGAAUCCGACUUUCCGGAUAAUCGGCUUUGGAGAGACCGAGUUGAGAGACGUUGGGGCAAGACCAGAGGAUGUUAUGGAUAUGGAUUUAUAUAAAGAGACUGCAACAGCGAGGGAUAUGUUAGGGUUUGAUCAAUGCGAACCUAUCUAAGUUACCAAUACGGAGACAUUUAGGGUCAUCUCGUUCUCCUUUGAUUAGUCUGCUCUUUCACCUACCUACAAACCCGAAAUAUUCCUCUCGAGGUCGACAAGCAACUUUUCCUCUUGCCUUCACACAACGGAAGAGACGCCGUCAAUCUGCCCACCCAUUUUUCACAGAGUUUGGGCAACCCUUGGACGAUUCUUGUGCCAUGCAUGGCCUUUUCGCAUUGCUAAAACCCGAAGGGUUGCUGCGUAUCCCCGUGUCUCGCUCUCUAUCUUUACGAGCACUGUUGCUCAUCGCUAUCGUGUUGUCUACUGUACCAAUCCGCCUGCAUCGAUGUAUCGAUUUUGAAGCA